Messenger RNA from Brassica napus (rape), 1305 nucleotides. RefSeq lists its product as uncharacterized. The transcript is spliced from 5 exons. The record is from RefSeq and is a predicted model, not a curated record. NCBI's taxonomy places the organism in Eukaryota, Viridiplantae, Streptophyta, Magnoliopsida, Brassicales, Brassicaceae. The coding region runs from base 1 to 1305 and encodes 434 amino acids.
AUGGCGUGGUUUUCUCUCCCAGACCCGAUUACCGAAGCAACGUCGCACGCCGUCUUCCUCGACGCCGGUAAGGCCUUUGGCCGCCGGCGUCGGGUCCUCUUCUCUGUAGCUUGCUUUGCUCUGUUCUGGUUCUACUUUUUCGUCCUCGUCAAUUGCUGGAAUCGUGUUCCUGCCGUCUCCUACGGCUCUGCUCCGUCUUGCCCUCUCGUCUCCACCUCUCUUACCCCACGCCAGACCACCGCCUCUCCUACUCCCCUCUGGGUCGCCUCCUCCUCCCAUGGUUCACUCCGCCUCACCGCCUCCCCUGUUUCUCGCCGGCUCACCGUCUCCUCCGCAGUUCAUCUCCAUGUGACCACUCAUCCCCUCAGAACGAGAAGAAGUACUAAAGCUCUUGAUACUAGAUCUGCUCGCCUCUCUGAAACUGCAGAGCCAAAGCUUGAGUUUCAGUCUGAGCCCCCGCUUCUCACCGCUGUCAAUGUCCAUCAUAUCCCACCCCUCGACGCCGCUCCUCUCUGUACAAGCAGAACCACCAGAUCUACUCAUCCCGAGGGUAGACUCGCCAGAUCUGGAGGUUUAUGCGUAUCUGAAGCGUCUCAUUCCCUCCGUUCCGUCUCCUGGCCAUCUCAACUCUGUGAAAUGCUGGGUCUCGACGAGAUCUAUGGAUCCCGAUACGGUAAUAUCGGAGUUUACUUUCUCAGCUGGAGCUUAGUUCGCACUCCCUCAUGGUUGAUCUUCAGGAACAUCGCCUCACCUCUGCCGCAUCGCCUCCGUAUCCCAAUCCCUUCCGAGAGCCGCUGGUACUCAAACGACACAUGCUUUGGUCUGAACCAAAACUAUUUAUGGAGCUUAAACUUGCUGAUUGUUAUAAACUUGAGCCAUUAUUCCUUCUCCAAAGCAUCAUGUCAGUUUACAGUCUGCCAUCACGCCUCAGUGCAAAGGGUUCACCUAGCCCAAAACCGUGAUGUUGUGCUUAAAUUGCCAUUAUUUGUACAUCCAUCACAGAUUCACCUAGUCUCUUCGUGGAACCUCGAUGUUGGAGCUAGAGCUGUUCAUGCUCUUUCCACCUCCUUCCAAACUUUGCAGUUUGGUAUAAUCAACGUCGGUUUUGACUACUUCAUGCUCGUGGUAGUAACCUAUUCAGGGAUACAUCUCAUGCUUCCCACGGUUCUCCAAUGGAUGAGCAAGAUUCUCUCAUUUAGCUUUGUUAUCACUUGUUUUAUGUUAUUGGAUGUUCAUCAAACCGUCGAGGAUCCCUCCGGUUCUUAUCUUGUUACCGUUGAGCUUAGCUACGGAUGGACAUUUUGA